GCCCUCGCCCUCGCCCUCAAAACGCCCGCCGCCGCCGCCGUAGUCUGUCUCCUCGAGCAUUUCCCUCUUAUUUAUUUCUGUUGUCUCCCCAUCCAUUAGAUCCAAGACUGUCUGGGUCAGAAUCUUAAGUUGCUUUUCCUUUCUCCAGUAGAGCAUUUUUAUCACUAGCAGUAAGCAUUUCCCAAAGACGGAAUCUUUUCAAUCAAAGCAAUAGGAGAGGAAGAGAAGCCCUAGCAUUCAAAUCCAAGCAAAUAUAGAACCUUCAAAUAUGGCAAAAAAGGCAAAUCUUUUGAAUCAAAGCAAUGGAGAAGCUUCAAACAUGACAAAAAAGGCAAAUCUUUUCAGAUGCCAACAGCACCAGAAGAAGAAACUAGGACCUCCGAAUCCAAGAAUUCGCAAAGGUAAGAGAGUUGUUAAGCAGAUGAACAUUGUUGAUAAGCAGGCCACUGGAAUUCACUUCCAUGACGAAAUAAUUAUACAAAUCCUCAUCAGGUUACCCAUGCGGCCUCUUCAUCAAUGCAAGUGUGUGUCAAAAUCUUGGGCGGCAUUAAUCUCCAAUCCUUACUUUAAGAGGAAGCAUCUCAAUCAUGCCAUGAAUAACCACAACUCCCAAAAACUUCUGAUUUGCCGACCAUGCCCCAAAGAUGGUACGAUGUGCUUCUAUCGUUCUUCUUUAUCCUCCGUUGAUGUAGAAAAGCUUUAUUUCCCUGUAAACUGUAGAGCAAGGCAUUGUAAGAUCUUGUGUUGUUCCAAUGGCUUGUCUCUUAUCCUCGUCUUUGUUCCCGAUGAAGUUGAGCAACUUUUCCUAUGGAAUCCCUCCACGGGAGAAUCAAUAAUACUUCCCAAUCCACAAUUUCCACCAAGACACCCCUCAUAUUCUAUUUACGGAUUGGGAUACGACUCGACUAGCGAUGGCUUCAAGAUUCUUAAGAUUGACAUGGAUAAGCCUUAUUCUACCCAAGUUCUUGCGCUCAAAAGUGGAUCCUGGCAAAACAUUGAUUAUCCUCGCAACAUUAAAAAUUUGUUCUCUGGUAUGGACUCUUUGGCAUUUGUACAUGGGGCAUUUCAUUGGAUUGGGCUUUCAGUAUAUUGUUCUAUUGUUUCAUUUAAUAUUUCAAAUGAGGUAUAUGGAGAGAUACCGUUGCCGGAUCAGAUUUGUCGUUCUUGCAAUAGGUUCGUCGAAACUGGUGUUUCAAUAUUGGGAGGAAUGCUUUGCAGUUAUUCUUCUUGUGUUGGUUAUUUUUCUUGUAUUGAUGUGAGGGUGGGAGGCAUUUUUAGGAUAUGGGUUAUGAAAGACUAUGGUGUCAAGGAAUCUUGGGUUAAAUUGUAUACUAUACGAGAUGAUAUGUUUUACUCAAGCCUACCGAAAUAUAGGUUUGAGGAUGGCGAAGUGCUACUCUACGGGACAAAUGCUCGAACUCUUAAGUUUGGGUGUGGAUUUUCUACAUCCAAAGGACCAUUUGGGUUAUGGCCUCAAUAUGAUAACCAUCAUCAAGGAUUUGCUUUUACAGAAAGUUUGACCUCUCCAAAAUUACUUAGGAUUUUGCGUAUGUUUGAUUGAAACACUUUUUAUUUCCUUUAGAAAUCAUGCUACCACCUCUCCUCAAGUGACUAUGAUUCAUAUUUAUGACAACUUGUUUGGGCUGAGGCUUAGUAGCUGUU
This is a messenger RNA of Nicotiana tabacum (common tobacco), 1662 nucleotides long. Lineage: Eukaryota; Viridiplantae; Streptophyta; Magnoliopsida; Solanales; Solanaceae. The record is from RefSeq and is a predicted model, not a curated record.